Molecule: messenger RNA, 2940 nt
Organism: Zalophus californianus (California sea lion)
Lineage: Eukaryota; Metazoa; Chordata; Mammalia; Carnivora; Otariidae
Exons: 4
Coding region: 199-2940 (913 amino acids)
Source: RefSeq, a predicted model, not a curated record
AGCAACAUCCCAUGGCUAGUGUCCCUGGCUGAAAACUGCCAGGGCAUUAUUCUGAGUCAGUGGUGGAUCCUCUCCACAGCCAGCUGUCUGAAUAAACUGAAACAUUUGGACUCUGACAUUUCAGCAGUCAUUGACCAAGAAGAUAUCUUACUUGGCCAUACAAUAUGCCUGCACCCCAGUUUUGGUCCACAAGUUGGAAUGGAUCCAGUCAAAGGAGACAUAGGAGUCAUCCUGCUACAGUACCCUAUCAGGGUGGGGGGAAUACCACUUUAUCACACUUAUAACAUCUUCUGGAAGAGCUGUUAUAACUGCCAGUACAGACACUGCAGGGUAUACCAAUAUCAGAACCACAAUAUCUUUGGAACCAGUAUCAAAAAGCUGUCAGUUCAGCUGCUGGACCUCUCAUUCUGCCACCAUCAACAUAUCCACCUAACUAAAAGUAACAAUUUAUGCAUCUGGAGUCAGCCACAAGGAGACUGCUGGGUACAGCAGGGUAGUCCUGUUCUCUGCCUCUGUGGCAACCACUGGGAACUGGUAGGCCUGGUCAGUGAAUCCUCAAUGGCCUGUUAUGACCCUGUUCUUGUCAUCAAGACAGCCCCAUAUUUAUCUUGGGUGAAAUGGCUUAUCAAGACAUCUCAGAAGCCACUGGAUCCUAUUUUUUCCCUACCCUGCAAUUUUACUCCUGGGGUAGAACAUCGUCCACAAGACAGGCUUAGCCUGAGCAGGGGUACUGCCAUUUUGACCUCCCACAGACUCUCUGUACAGUCACGGAAGAGAAGAUUAGGCACUUUCCCACUGAACAGACAGCACCGGAAUCCUCCUCCAGUAUUUUUUCAUUUAAAUAAUAGAGACUCUUUUCCUGGCAGUAGACAGUUACACCUUCAAGCUAGUCAGCUCUCCUCAACUAGCAAAUUCCCAAUGAUACAAUCUUGGACGUCUCUUGUUACCAAACAGCGGGAUCCUUCUGAUAUUUCUGAGCCCUGGAAUACCCCAAUAGCUGGUACUUCUGAAACUUUGGUUCUUUCUGGACCCCCAAAGACUCCAACACCUGAUAAAUCUAUACCCUGGGGCCUUCCUCAGAAAGAUACAAUGAAAUAUCAAUACCAAACGAUGACCAAUUCAGUAAACCCCUGGGUUAAUCCUUUAGCUGGUAUCAUUGGGCUUCAUACUCUACCAUUAGUUAGUUCUGCUAUAUCCUGGGUUUUGUUUUCAAGUGGCAUAGAUGGAUCCCACCUUCUUUCUGGGGUUAAUACUGUACAGUUUCAAGUUCAGUCUAGUAAGGUUCCUUUCCAUGGUCAACUUCUAGCUAGACCCUGGCUAGAAAUUACCCCUGACAUUGGACCUUGGACACAUUCUGUACCUGAUAAAACUGGAACAGUGAUGCAGAUACAAUCAAGUGAAGAGAAUAUUGGAAGCCAAAUACACCAUGUAGUCGAUAGAGUUCACACUGCUUUUAAACCAGUAACUUAUAACUUGAAUGCAUGGGUUCCUUUAACAGUUAAUAAAAAUGAAUUCUGGACUCAUUCCACGCUAAAUGCAGAUGGAUCUCAGUAUCCUACAUUAACUCUUACGUUGGAACCCUGGUUUCAGUCAGUCUUAAAUUUAGAUGGAUCCCAAGAACUUACAGAAAAGACUAAUGAAUACUGGAUUCUUCCUGAAUCUAAGUCAGCUCAAUUGUGGACUUCUUCAGCACUUAAUAUGCCUUUCACUUGGAUACCAUCUGCAAGCAACACUAUUAAGUCUUGGGCACAAUAUAAUACCAGUCUGAGCAAAGCCUCAAGUCAAAUGGAGAGAAUAAGUCCAUGGAGUAAACGUGAAUCUUUUAUGGUCAAACCCCAGAUUCAAACUGCAGAUACAACCUGGUUUUUGACACAUACUAUUACAAAUGUAAUUAAGCCUUUUUUUCAGUCUAAAGCUGAUACAACCAGGCCCUGGAGUAAACCUGAAGCUGCCAUAACCCAAACCUGGACCCAGCCAGAAACCCAGGCAAGAAAACCACUGACUCAGCUGAAAGCAGAAAUCAGACCAUGGUUACAGACUAAAACUGAAAGAAUCAGACGCUGGAUUCAGCCUAAGUUUCAAAUAGUCAGACCUAGAGCCCAGACUGAAAAUGGUAAAGACAAACAUUGGACCCAGUCAGAAGCACAUAUAAUUAGAUCCGUGACACACACUGAAAUUGAAACCUUCAGACUUGGGAACAAGCCUAAAGCUGGUACAGCCAGAUCCUGGUUUUGGACUCAGUCUAAUCAAAUGAGAGCAAGGUCUCAGCCAGACUUGCAAACACUCUACCCUUGGACUCAGCCUGAAGUUGACAUAGUGAGACCAUGGACUCAGUCCAAAGCUAGUAGCAUCCAACCAUGGAUGAAGCCUGAAGCAUUGACAUUCAGAAUCUGGUCGCAGUCUAAAGUUAAUACAAUUACACCCUGGACAGGGCCUGAAGCUGAUGUAGCUAGACUUUGGUUGCAAAUACAAACCAAUACAUUCAGAACAUGGAGCCCACUUGAAUCUCAGACAAACAUCUCCUGGUCUGAGCUUGAAGCUGAUAGAGUCAGAUCUUGGUUGUAUACUCAAAUGCAUACAUUCAAACCUUGGAUUGAGACAGAAUUUCAAACAGCCCAUUCCUGGACCCAACCUGAAGGUGAUAUAGCCAGGCUUUGGACUAAAUCUGAGGCUGACAAUGUCAGACAUUGGUUCCAGACUCAAGUGGAGACACCCACAAUGUGGACAGAGCCAGUAUCCCAAGUAGUCCACCACUGGAUACAGUCCAAAACAGAAAUAGUUAGGCCCUGGAACCAACCUGUGGCAGACAAGCUAAGAGCCUGGAUACAACAUGACAUUUACACUGUAAGGCCCUGGGAUGAGCUUGAAGGUGAUAAAGUUAGAUUCUGGACGCAGUCUGAAUCUGACAUAAGCCUUGGAUUCAGCCAGAUGUGGGUAUAA